Durusdinium trenchii is the source of this 450-nucleotide messenger RNA. The record is from the annotation of a GenBank genome assembly. NCBI's taxonomy places the organism in Eukaryota, Dinophyceae, Suessiales, Symbiodiniaceae.
AUGAUCCGAACCUGGAAAAGCACCGAUGCGGCCUUCUCCGCUCUCAACACGCAGCCGGACAACAUGCUGAACCACAAGGAGUUUGUGGAUGGCCUCACGAAAGCUGGAUGUUGCAAGCCUAAAAGGCCGGCUCCUCGCCUCCUCGCUCGACCGCGACCCCGAGGUACUACGAGCUCGGCACGCUUGAUGCCCAGCCCUCGGAGCGAGGAUGAGGAGGAUGCCACACAGCUCGAGACGCUCUCCAGUGUCUUCCGAUACUUGGAUACCUCUCAUGAUGGCGAUAUCUCACGAAAGGAGUUCGAAACACUGGAGAGAGUGUGGCGCGAGCUGCACCAGUCGAUUUACGAGCUCCUUGGCAGAGAUUUGGUGGGGCGACCGGUGCGGGGCGGUUGGAGGAAGCUCGAAACUUUGACCAGCUGGACCACUGCCACGUUGUUGGUAGUUGAAUGA